GAUCCGAAUCCCCAAAUGAUUCAAAUCCUUGGAUCGGGUAUCCAAGAAAGUCCAUCUUAUGAAUCUCUGGUCCUUGCACUUCUUACUCAAAAUAUCAAGAUUCACUGAACCCAUUUUUCACUUCUCUCUAUAUCUCAUCAUCAACACAUUCAACUAGGACCUGCCUGAUAAGUGUUAAUGUUGUUUCACCAUUUAUCGAAUGAAAAAGAUGCAUAGCAGUAGGAUUGUUGUCCAGGCAUUGCCUGCGCCUGGGGCUCCAGACUAUUGGGACACUGAGAAGAGUAAGAAGAGUGGUACUAAACUGAGAAAGCUGAACAGCAACGCUUCUUUUAGCAGAGGAAAGUAUAACAAAGAUGUUGAUGACUUCAUUCCUCGGCAGUCAGAAAGAAUAAGAAACAAGCAAAAUAGGAGGAUCAAUGCUUUGUGUUUAGGAGCUCCAGCGAGGAUCAUGAAUCAAGAAAAUAAUUCACAUAUAUUGUCUUCUGACAAUAUGAAAUCAAGUACACAAGUAAGAAGUUGCAUUCAGGACUUGAGUGCAUGGAAGGUAAAGAAAAAAAGAAGCAUUCUGAACAGCAAGUCCAAUUCCUUGGAGAAUAAUGUAAUUACUUGUGAACAGGAAAAUGCUGCUUCUGUAGAUGAAGGUAGAACUUCAGAGAUGGGAGUUAACACAUGCUAUGAAGGAGAUCUGGUGAUCAGCAGUAGUGAGAUAGGGGCAUGUCCGCCUAAGAAUACGUGCGAUGGGGUAGAAGAAACUAGUCGGAAGAAUCCCUCUAAGUCUGGUACUGAUUGUGAUCUUGAAACUUGUAGUGAUAGGUGCAAUGACAUUUCUAAGGGUCACAUUUUUGUUACUUCAGAAUCAAAAUCUGUCUCUGAAGUUGAAAACCGGAACGAGGCAGUUCCUAAUGUAGACAAUAGUAUGACUUCUGAAAGUGGUGUCAACAAUGCUGCAAUUGAGAGGAGGGGUCUACGAAUAUACCCAAGACUGGAAAUGCUGAUAACUUAUUCCAGGAAGAGGAGAAAGAAUUCUAGUGCUCCUGCAAGCAGUUUACCAUUUAUCACGACGAAUGCUACCUCCUCUUUCCCAAUUACGGAAAACAAAACAACCACCAGCUCAGAUCGCUACCAAGUGUCUAUAUCGUACUCCAAUAAUUUGCCUGAAGAAGUCACUGCCGGAGGUGGUACCUUGUUGAUGGGUGUGCAACAAAUGUUAUUAGAGAAGGCAGCAGGUGACAGUUCAUGCAGUGAAACAUGGAAUAAAAAGGAAACAAUUCAGGAUGAUAAUCAGAAAGGGAACAUCAACAGUUCAGUGGCUUCCAUCAAGGAUGAGUCUCCAAUAAACUCCAAGACAGAAAGUUCUGAGCAGGAGAAGAGAAACGAGACAGACGCUGUCGUGAAUAUGUCAUAUGAUAUUGAAUUCGCUAAAGAGAGUUCGCGUUAUGCAAUGCCAUGUGAUCUUAGGGCCUCCAGUGACACUCAUUGUAUUAUCACAACCAAUGAACCCUUGAAUGGGGAAAGACAAUCAGCAACUGAAGAUAGUCCUUCUCAGUCAAGAGCGAGUGGUUUUGUAGCUGAGAAGAGCCAAAUCACAAAUGUGGGUAUCAUCCCUCCCUUGGGGAGAGCGCUUAAUGCACAUUCCAGUAAAAAGCUUCUUGUACUUGAUGUGAAUGGAUUACUUGCUGAUAUUGUUCCACUUCGAUACGUCCCAUAUAGUUUGGAGGCGAGUAUCAUUGUAUCAGGGAAAGCAGUUUUCAAAAGGCCUUUCCAUGACGAUUUUCUGCAAUUCUGCUUCGAGAGAUUCCAUGUAGGUGUAUGGUCAUCAAGGAUCAAGAGAAAUAUGGAAUUGGUUCUUGAUUUUCUGUUGGGAGAUGCCAAGCAAAAGUUGCUGUUUUGUUGGGAUCAGUCCCACUGCACUGAUACAGGUUUCCCUGUUGUUGGGAAAAGGAGGAGCAAGCCUAUUAUCUUGAAGAAGCUAAAAAAGUUGUGGGAUAAUUAUGAACCGGAUCUUCCGUGGGAGAGAGGUGAAUUUGAUGAGUCGAACACUCUUCUAUUGGACGACUCUCCUCACAAAGCAUUGUGUAAUCCACCAAACACAGCAAUAUUUCCAAAUUCAUACCACUACAUGGAUGAGAAAGAUGACUCGUUAGCAGGGCCUGGUGGUGAUUUGCGUGUUUAUCUUGAAGGAUUAUCCAUGGCAGAAAAUGUUCAAAAGUAUGUGGAGAGUAAUCCAUUUGGUCAACGACCUAUCACUGAAAAGAACGCGUCUUGGCGUUACUAUCGUAAGGUUAUUGCAGCUGAUGCGUAUUUACAAGAAAGCCGUGCUAACAAAUUCUCUACUUAUAAAUGUCGACACUGAUGGAAGCCUUGAUUUCUGCAACGGGUGUCUUUUUGUAUCAUAUUUGGCUCAAUAGCUUUUGGAUACAGGCAACAGCAUAGAACUUUUGGUUUUGCUUUGUAGCCAGCACAUCUAAAAACAGAUUUUGCAUAUAUACUUACCUUAUCCCUAACCCAAAUAUGUCUAGUUAUUUCUGCCCCAGCUAUAAACUAUUUGGGGAGCAAGUUGUAAAUCUUAGGGCUAAGUUUUGUUUUUGUUGUAUAAUAGUACUAAUCCCUGAGAACAUGCGUUUUCGCUGUAUACUUAUACUAGUCCUUGGGACCAUGCAUUUCUGUUGUAAACUUUGUACUAGUCCUUGUG
Molecule: messenger RNA, 2692 nt
Organism: Lycium ferocissimum
Lineage: Eukaryota; Viridiplantae; Streptophyta; Magnoliopsida; Solanales; Solanaceae
Exons: 7
Coding region: 200-2353 (717 amino acids)
Molecular function (GO): phosphoprotein phosphatase activity
Source: RefSeq, a predicted model, not a curated record